Molecule: messenger RNA, 2022 nt
Organism: Tetrapisispora phaffii CBS 4417
Lineage: Eukaryota; Fungi; Ascomycota; Saccharomycetes; Saccharomycetales; Saccharomycetaceae
Exons: 1
Coding region: 1-2022 (673 amino acids)
Biological process (GO): RNA processing
Molecular function (GO): ribonuclease III activity
Source: RefSeq, a predicted model, not a curated record
AUGUCUGAAAAGACAACAACCAAUACCUCACAGUUCAGAAUAUCAAAAAAUUCUGCUUCUGGGAAUGGUACAACUUCAAAAAUCAGAGAACAAUUAAAUUUUAAGGAUGAUAGAAAGUGGAAACAGUUUUCAAGCAGAAGACUAGAAUUAAUCGAUAAAUUUGGUCUUUCAAAUAAAAAAGCAAGUGAACAAGAUGAUAACAUUAGGCAAAUCGCGACUAUAUUAAGAACUGAAUUCAAUUAUCCUGUAAGUUAUUCUCCAGAAUUUGAGAAAUUAGUAACAGCAGCAGUGCAAUCUGUUAGAAGAAAUCGGAAAAGAUCAAAGAAAAACUUUAUUACACCUAAUAAUUCCAAAAAUACGUCCACUGCUGAAGUUUCCUCUACACCACCUUCCGAUGAUGAUAAUAAUAAUGGCAACGUAAGUAGGGUCUUAUCUCCAGUACCAUCUCAAUUCGCAACUCCAAUGACAUUCACAAUUAAUGCAUCCAUGCAAAAUUCAAACAAACAGUACCAAUUACCAAGUAUGCAACCAAAACUAGGUCAUGUACUAACUACCGAUAAAAAUAAUAAGGGAAAAAGUGCUAGUAUGCCGAAGUUGAAUUUGCCAUCAUCUUACUCAUCUCCUUCUGUUAGAACAGAACCUACCAAUCCUUUGAGUAACUCAUACAACGAUAUUAUCAAAUCAGUAAUUUCAGAGAUUGUCAACAAUAUAAUUCCAUUAUCAGAACAAUUUAAAAAAGAAGGUUCAGAUAUUCCAAACUUAUCUGAUUUUGCUUUAUCUACUCAAGAUCAUAAAUUGCUAUCCAUUUCUAAUGAUAAUACAGGGAACAAGGGCACUAGAGGAAAUGAUGAUGUCUUAAGCUUACCAGGCUUUUUAAGGAAAAAUAUUUUAAUUCAUAUACAGAGAUCUAGAACAUGUUCUGAAAUGGCAUUGCCGGAGGGGUCCAUAGAUAACUAUGAGAAUUUGGAGAUUUUAGGUGAAAUGUCAAUAAAAUCAGCAAUUGUAUUCGUCAUUGAAAGAUUUUUCUCAAACCUAUUGCCAAAUUCUAUGCAAUAUAUAUCAAGCAAAACUAUGUCUAAGGAAACGUUAGCUUCUUUAUCUGUUAAAUUAUUUGACAGCGCAACAAAUCAUAAUUUGGCUGUUUUGCCAAUAGAUAAUGUGCAAAUAAAACUAUUUUAUCUUCUGUUAGGAGGUAUAAUUAAGGAUUUUGGUUUCGAUCCAAUACUUUAUCCACUGAGCGAAAUUAUUCAUCAUAUUGUUGUUAAACAAUAUCCGGUAGAGUCUAGUAAUCAAACUGGUGCUGGCAUUUCAACGUCAACAAAUCAUAAUCAACAAGUUAGCAUCUCAUCAUCAAUUAGGACUGCCGUAUUGUGUACCACUUCAAUGAAACCUCAACAAGCAAAUGAAGAUGUUAACAGAAAGGUCCUCAUUAAAUUUAAAGAUCGUCAACAACUUUUCAAAUUUCCAUUAUUGAGCAACGGCACACCAACUGUUAAUGAAAUACUUGAAAGUUCACGUUCUCUGUUUAACAUUGUUAAAAAAUCUGAUGUUUUAGGAUUAUAUCACAACAAUAAUUUAGUUGUAGAAGAUAAUGAACUUGUCAAAUUGUUCAAUGGUUUUCCUACUAGUAAUGAAAUUAUCUUGGAAAUAAAAGAAAAAGAAUUUAAUGAAAACCUUCCAAAGAUCUACUCUGUUCCUUCAAUAAAACAUCAUGUCACUAACUUAACUACGACUUCUGGCGACCAAAAUGAAUCACUUGGUUUAAGGAUAUUAAGUGCCGUUUCUUUGGGCAUAAAGGAUGAAUCUAAUGUAGAUAACCAAAAGGUCACCCAUACACUACCAAUUACAAACCCAUUAUUAUCUAAAAACAUGAGACACUCAGAUAGCGUUUCUAAACUAGAUAAUAUCAUAAGUCGUAUAUCUUCAGAACCUGCACUUGCACCUGUAUCUUCUAAACCAAACUUGAAAGGGUCAUUUGAAAAUGGAAAUUUACCUCAACCUAUGUUUCAACCUUUAUUGUAA